Rhipicephalus sanguineus (brown dog tick) is the source of this 3279-nucleotide messenger RNA. Its product is annotated as mannose-P-dolichol utilization defect 1 protein. The record is from RefSeq and is a predicted model, not a curated record. Lineage: Eukaryota; Metazoa; Arthropoda; Arachnida; Ixodida; Ixodidae. The transcript is spliced from 6 exons. Bases 106 to 834 code for a protein of 242 amino acids.
GUUUCGUACUCAACGCGCUACCUCCACUAAGGUGUUUCGUCGCUACGGCAUUCGUCACCGUCACUUGGGUUGAGUUUUCGUGGCGGUGGCGGUAAUCGUAACGACAUGGGUACGCUAGUCAAGCAAGUGCUACAAGCUUUCUUUCCCGGAAAAUGCUACGACGAGAUAAUCGUACGACACAACUUCGAAAAUGUGGGCUGUCUCAAGUUAGCGUUGAGCAAAUGUCUAGGCUACGGCAUCAUAGUUGGAUCCACACUGGUGAAAGUGCCGCAGAUCAUGAAGAUCGUGCAGACGCAGAGCGGUGAAGGCAUCAGCGUCACCUCGGUCCUCAUGGAGCUGAUGGGCAUGACGGCCACGGCCGCCUACAGCUACGCACAGCGGUACCCAUUCAGCUCGUGGGGCGAGGGCCUGUUCCUGAUGCUGGAGACGGCGCUGAUCGCUGCGCUCGUGAUGCGCUACCGGGGCCAGACGAGCCGCGUGCUGGGCUUCACGGCCUCGUACACCUGCCUGCUGGCCAUGCUGAUGAUGAAGGUGGUGCCCGUGCCCGUGCUCUGGUCGGCACAGCUGCUCAGCCUGCCCGUCAUUAUCUGCGGAAAGCUGAUGCAGGUGUGGAGCAACUAUCGGCAAGGCCAUACGGGCCAGCUGUCCCUGAUCACGUCGGCAUUGCUCUUUCUUGGUGGCGUGGCACGAAUCUUCACUUCGCUCACCGAAACCGGCGAUCCGCUCAUCGUGGUUACCUUCUGUCUCGCCACCAUCGCCAACUCGCUCAUCUUUGGACAGGUUCUAUAUUACUGGGAUGCCACUAACAAGCAGGUUAAAAAGAAGACCAAAUAGCCUUCCCAGACUGAAGCGAGACACAUCGUGUCGGUGGCUUUGGGAACUUGGACAGUGAAACGAGGAUAUUGGUGAAAAAAAGCCUCUUUGAAAGAAAGGAGUGUGGUCAUCCUCCUUUUUUCUUUUCGUCGUCUUGUGGCUGUGGUCCAAGCAGGUGCAGCUGACAGCCGCCGUUCCUUGCCACCAGGCUGCGUACCUAUGAAUAUACCACAGCGUGGGAUAAAUCAUUCCUUGGCGAGGCAUGCUUUCGCCGCCAGUGGCAAAGGUAUACACUGGCAGCUGUGUAUAGGAUUGAAAUGACAAAUGUUGUGAUGCCCUGCUUCAAGAUGACGCCUCGUUCAUUGCUUUAUUAACUGCUGGGUUCUUUUGCUUAAGUAUUGUCUGUGUCUUGGUAGACUUCGUUUUUCUCUUUAAGCCUUUAAGAGGGAGCUAUCUUCUGUGAAACUGUCUCGAUCUUCUCUUGUAUUUGUUAUCAGAUUCCUUCUCAUUCCUGUCUUUUUUUGCUUCCCUUUAUUUUAUUUUAUUUUUUCAUUUCAUUAGCUCCGUGCCAAAGCCACAGUUCUAGCUCAAGCACGAGCCAGUGUAGAGUACACAAAAGUUGUUUCAUUGCGUCCCCUUAUGGCACAGAACAUGAAAAAUAUGCGAAAAACGCUUGUCAUGCAAGUGAAGUCUACAGGCUGCAACGGAAUUCGCUGUAUGAAAUUCUAACGAGAUGUAACAAUGACACUUAUGCUGUUUGCACUGUUUAGGGGACACGCUUUAAGCACACAUGUUGGCAUUCCAUUGUGUAAGGCUAAUCACAAUAUGUGUUGACAUAUGUUAGCACCCUUGCACUCCUGUAUAUUCUCGACUAAAAUGUCAGAUUAAUUUUAGGUAACGUGCAUUGUUUCGUUCUCGCUUCAUUUUGUGCUAGCCUUCGUCAUGUGAAGAGUUCACAAUGAUAUGCUGCUUGCCUUUCGAUCAUGUUCAUGAUCUUGAAGUUCGUGUUCUGAUGAAGUGUACGAUGUUUUCUUCAAAUUUGAUAGUGUUGUACUAUAAUUUUGCUCUGCCUCCUUAUCUUAGGUUGACACCAAUUACUACUACUCAUAGGCAUAAAGUGGUAAGACAUCUGGGGAUUAUGAUUGCAACAUUUGUAUUCAGAGUGAGACUUUUAAACCAUAGUAGAAAGAGAUCUCAAGUGCUUCCGUGAUAGCUUGUCUGCCACUAGCACAGAGGUUGAAGACUGCUGAUGGUACAGUUGCAAUCACCACCAAUCACCUCAAGGGCCUCGUUUUCAUGAGUUGAUAUUUAUCAAAAUAUAACAGUUGUCAGCUGCAAGAAUGGUGCACAUGAAAAGCACCAGAGUGCAUCCUACAAAUGUAGAGUAUAAACUAUGCCAAAGCAGGAUAAGGCAUCGUUAAUGCUAGCAAAAGCUUGAGAAAUGCAUAUACAGUUGCUGGCAUGCACAACAUGAGACUCAGAAAGAGAAUAACGUUUUAGAAUGUAGCACUGUAGUAAAAUUCUCAAGUGGCACUUUUAAACAUGUCACGAAAGCAAGCGAUUGAGCUUGCUCUAGCCGAGAAAUAUUAUAUGAUAGAUUCAGCAUUGAAGUGAGUCCGCUUUCUAUAGCAUUGUAAUAAAGUACAAAUGAAAUAUACGUCCGGGAUCUUUACCCAAAGAGUGUUGCAGUUCUCAAGGUGUGUAUUCUGCCUAGGUAAUUACUGUCACUUCUAAGUGCACUUUUGGCAACAUACAUCGCAAGAUGGUGACUUUUUGUGCAAGGCCACGUGUACAUGUAAAUGUUUUGAGAGAGAGAGAACUGUAGGCGAGCGACGUUAAAGGGACCGACAACUGGCCAUAAAGUGUCUUGAGGUUCUGGUGCUAUUAGGAAGAGUGUCUCGCAAUGACAAUGAUAAUUAUGGUUUUAUUGGUAAACAUAAUGAACUUCUAUCGGCACACAAUGUUGCACAAGAUGACGUCCUGUUGUUACACACGAACAUCGCCAAUAAAUAAGCGUUCGCCUCCCAGAAAUCAUGCAUUAGCUGUUUCCAGAUGACUUCUUGAAGACGAGGAAGGUCGUUGAUGUUAGUAUGUUUUUCGUUCACUCAAAUGUGUUAUUGAAGUAACUGAUUGCUUCUAUUAAAAAUGACACUUCUCAGCCCAUGUAAACAAUGCCAUCGUUAUGCAUCUAAUAACAUGACAACUUGUAUGAAUGAUUGUUGUACUUGGGUGAACCGCUGUCUGAACAGUGUAAAUAUAUUAUAUAUUGGCAAUACUGCAUUGUGCAUGAUGGCAUUUCUGCGUUGCAGCUGCUCCGUAAUAUCUGCAAAUGUUACGGAAAAAAUUGCCCGUGUUUCCUGGCAAUAUGUUCUUGUGUUAUAUGCUAUCGUUCACCGUCAGUUAUAAUUGUUGAUGAUGUCUUUACAUGGUUAACGUUACUGUCAAGAAUAUUAAUUUCGAAAGAAA